AUGGCUUCUUGUGAAGAUUCAGAAAAUCAGUACCUUAGUCAUUUAUACGAGUGUUUAGCAGCCGCAGUCGACAAGAAUCGUGCAGACGUUUUGCUGAAGAGUUUCGCUUUUGAAGAAUUAUUGGAGAUGGCGACUCAUAAAGUUCAACGUCAUGGAACGCAGAAGGUCAGGUUUCAACUGUAUGGAAGCUGCGUUGAAGAUUUACAUGUGGUUGCUUUCCAGCCGGAUCUGCCGGAUUUUGAUGUUAUGAUCUUUCCGACUGCAGAUGAGCUAAUGAUCGAUGAGGAACUAAUCGAAUAUUACCCUUCUCAUCCACUGCACGUCAGAAUCAGAGGAACAGGUCACCCCGUAUUGCAGUCCUGUCUAGUUGAAAACACGGAGUACGUACCUACUUCAGCGUUAAAGAAUCUCCAUCCAGCGAUUUUUGGUGAAAGCGGAUACACCAUCAAUAACGCCGGCGACGUGGCUGCCGCAUUUGUCGGAUCGCUAGAUUCUUCUCCCGGUGCUUCAGCAAAAAACAGCUUGAACAGUCCAGCUGUAAAAAUGACAAUAAACUUACCAGAUAUUGAGACUUUUGAAGGAACAUUCCUAAACGAAUUUGAAAGUGUAUUUCACAAACACGAUAAACGGGGAGAAGAAGAGUCAAUUGCAGACUGCGCAUGUUUGUCGAGUGAAGCCGAUGAAAAGCCGAUGAAAAUGAAUUCCGAGUGCUUUAACUACAGAUUGUUAAGGGAGGGAAAGCUGCUUUUUGACAUUAUCCCUGCAUUUCGAUGCUUAACAUGGCCCAUGGUUGCUCAAGAAUGGAGGAAAAGACAGCGGAAGUGGCCUUCACCUAAAGUAAUUGAUACAGUUAUUCAGGAGGGAUUUCACUUGGUCGUAAAAGCUCCAAAGAACGGUGGCAACCCAGAAUACGACUUUAGAAUCUCCUUUUCUCAUGCAGAAUACUUGUUAAGCCAGGAGAUAAAUGAAAUUCAGCGUGUGUGUUACCGCUGCCUAAAGGCUUAUCAUCGUGAGUAUCUUUCUGCAGAGCCCAAGGGUCUAAUAUCAUUUCACCUGAAGAACAUUUUUCUGCGAACGAUUGAGGAAACCGGUGGCGAAAUUUGGAUCGAAAGCAGGAUAGCUGAGUGUAUGUGGAAACUAUUUGCGAACCUAUUGAAAGCUCUCAGGGAAAGGCAUUUGCCUCAUUACUUUGUGCCGUCAUACAAUUUGUUUGGCAUUGAUUACAUCGAAGAUCCAGCAAUUCUGAAAUCGCUGACAGAGAGAGUAGAGCAGAUCAUGGAAAAUCCAGUGAAAUUUGCAGAGGAGUUGAUCCUGGUUGAGCGUUCUUCACCUAUCCAGGAACAAAAACAAAUGAACAGUACAUCCAACCAACUACAGUCGGAACUGAUGUUAUUGUCUUCGUUAAAGAAAAAAAAUACAGAACAACUAAAGAAGCUCACGGUUUAUAUUGGCACGAUAAAGGAUUUGUUCGAAGCCGCCAAUAACGCUGAUUGUAUCUUUGAAAAUCUCGACCCCAUGGAAAGGACCUUAGUAGAGGAUCUGAGAGAAUUGCAAGAGAAACCCCGUUUCUAUACCACUCUCAAGUUCCUGCUAAAAUGUUGUCCUUCCGUGAAAAACUCGUUCUUCUGUAGCUGUUCUCCACACACGGAAGGGAACAUAAAUGACAUAAACUUGAGGCAACGCUUUCUUGCCGAGGUGAAGCAGCAUAUAGAAUUGCUGAAGUACUUUAGGUGGCUCAGUGAGGCAGUAGCGACAGUAGAAGGACCUGAAGACUUUUGGAGCCAAAUAAAUUAUAAUAUGUUCAAUCCUGCUUCUGCAAAUCCUUUUGACUGGAACCUUGUUUUGCCUCCUCACUUAGAGGAAGACAAACAGAAACUCUUUUUAACAAAGAUGAAAUGUUACCUAGAAGCGUUGCUUGAUGUGUUACCCAAGGAUGAGGAUGACAUCCCAUUGGACUGA
Messenger RNA from Porites evermanni, 1959 nucleotides. Lineage: Eukaryota; Metazoa; Cnidaria; Anthozoa; Scleractinia; Poritidae. The record is from the annotation of a GenBank genome assembly.